Elgaria multicarinata webbii is the source of this 3700-nucleotide messenger RNA. RefSeq names its product zinc finger protein 287-like. The transcript has 10 exons. Gene Ontology annotation, molecular function: RNA polymerase II cis-regulatory region sequence-specific DNA binding; DNA-binding transcription factor activity, RNA polymerase II-specific. The coding region runs from base 1 to 3501 and encodes 1166 amino acids. Gene Ontology annotation, biological process: regulation of transcription by RNA polymerase II. The record is from RefSeq and is a predicted model, not a curated record. NCBI's taxonomy places the organism in Eukaryota, Metazoa, Chordata, Lepidosauria, Squamata, Anguidae.
AUGGCCAGCUCAGACGUGCAGCUCCAGCGCUUCAGGCAGCUCUGCUACAAGGAGGCUGAGGGACCCCGAGAGGUUUGCAACCAACUCCACAAACUUUCCCAUUGGUGGCUGAAGCCGGAGCGACACACGAAAAACCAAAUCCUGGAUCUGGUGAUCCUGGAGCAGUUCCUGACCAUCCUGCCAGUGGAGAUGGCGAACUGGGUGAGGGAAUGCGGGGCGGACACCAGUUCCCAGGCAGUGGCCCUGGCAGAAGGCUUCCUGCUGAGCCAGGCGGAGGACCAGAAGCAGCAAGAGCAGCAGCAGGUACGGAGUCUGUUUGCAGAAGUGGGGCCUGGUUUCCCUGCAGCAGAAGGGGCUCCAUCGGACACCUUAGAGAUUGUCCCGCUAAGGGGGAUCCAACCAGAGCGUGAUGGGUGUGCUGCCUUACAGGAGGAGGAGUGGGCCCUGCUGGAUCCUGACCAGAGAGCCCUGCACAGGCAGAUCAUGGAAGAGAAUCAUGGCAUCAUGGCCUCUCUGGAGUGUGGAAAGAACUUCAGGAGCAGUAAAAAUAUCAAGAGGCAUCAAAGAACUCACACAGGGGAGAAACCAUAUCAUUGUUUGGUGUGUGGAAAGAGCUUCACUCAGAUGAACAGCCUUACUUCCCAUCAAAGAACUCACACAGGGGAGAAACCAUAUAAUUGCUUGGAGUGUGGAAAGAGCUUGAGCUGCAAGCAAAGACUUAUUUAUCAUCAAAGAACUCACACAGGUGAGAAGCCAUAUCAUUGUUUGGAGUGUGGAAAGAGCUUGAGCAGCAAGCAAAGACUUAUUUAUCAUCAAAGAACUCACACAGCUGAGAAACGAUAUCAUUGUUUGGAGUGUGGAAAGAGCUUGAGCAGCAAGAAAACUCUCAUUUAUCAUCAAAGAACACACACCAGGGAGAAACCAUAUCAUUGUUUGGACUGCGGAAAAAUCUUCAGUUGGAAGCACAGUCUCAAUCAACAUCAAAGAACCCACACAGGUGAGAAACAAUAUAAAUGCUUAGAGUGUGGAAAGAGCUUCAGGAGCAGUAAAAAUAUCAAAAGUCAUCAAAGAACUCACACAGGGGAGAAACCAUAUCAUUGUUUGGUGUGUGGAAAGAGCUUCACUCAGACGAACAGUCUUACUUACCAUCAAAGAACUCACACAGGGGAGAAACCAUAUCAUUGUUUGGAGUGUGGAAAGAGCUUCAGGAGCAGUCAACAUCUUAGGAAUCAUCAAAGAACUCACACAGGGGAGAAACCAUAUCAUUGUUUGGAAUGUGGAAAGAGCUUCAGUCAUAAGAACAAUCUCGAUCAACAUCAAAUAACUCACACAAAGGAGAAACCAUAUCAUUGUUUGGAGUGUGGAAAAAGCUUCAGGAGCAGACAAAAUGUCAACAGUCAUCAAAGAACUCACACAGGGGAGAAACCAUAUCAUUGUUUGGAGUGUGGAAAGACCUUUAGUCAGAAGCAGAAUCUCUAUCAACAUCAAAGAACACACACAGCCCUUCCUGUCCCGCCUCCUUCCUUCCCCCCGAGGAAAGAGGACUUGGAGCUCUUUCCAGGUGCUGCGUCGGUGCCUCCUUCGGGGGACCAGCAGAACAGUGUCUUGCGUUUCCAGAGCUGUAGUAGCACUGCCUCAUAUGACAUUCUUUGCCUGGAUAAAGAAGAGGUAAGCGCUUCUGGGUUCCCCUUGGAGGCGUCCUUGGAACACGGAUCAAAGAUGGCAGAGCAGGGCUCAGUUGGCCCUGAACCAAAAAUAGACCCUGAUGCCAUUAAGACCGAGAGCAGUGAGGAAUUCUGGGAAAGGAUGAUGGAGAUGAUCCAGGGUGAGGACAUGGCCAGCUCAGAUGUGCAGCUCCAGCGUUUCCGGCAGUUCCGCUACAGGGAGGCUAAGGGACCCCGAGAGGUUUGCAACCAAAUCCACAGUCUUUGUCGUCAGUGGCUCAAGCCAGAGCAACAUACGAAAAACCAAAUCCUGGACCUGGUGAUCCUGGAGCAGUUCCUGACCAUCCUGCCAGCAGAGAUGGCGAGCUGGGUGAGGGAAUGUGAAGCGGAGACCAGUUCCCAGGCGGUGGCCCUGGCAGAAGGCUUCCUCCUGAGCAAGGCAGAGGACCAUAGGCAGAAAGAGCAGCAGCAGAUACAGAGUCUGUUUGCAGAAGUGAGACAUGGUUUCCCUGCAGCAGAAGGGGCUCCGUCGGACACCUUAGAAAUCAUCACGUGGAGGGGGAGCCAGCCGGAGCACAAUGGGUGUGCCGCCUUGCAGGAGACAGCAAUGAUGCUGGCAAUACGUACUGAGUCGUAUCUUUGUCUUUGUGAUAAAGUGGAACCGGAUCAGGCUCUGGUGAUUUUUGAGGAGGUUGCCGUGUGCUUCAUGGAGGAGGAGUGGGCACUGCUAGAUCCUGACCAGAGAGCCCUGCACAGGCGGAUCAUGGAGGAGAACCGUGGGAUCGUGGCCUCUCUGGAACGUGACAGGUGGGAAGUGGCAAAUAAGAGGCAACCCUGUGAGAUGCCACCGAAAAGAGACAGAUGUAUAAACAACAAACAGCAGAGUACGAACACGGAAGUAAAUCACAGUGUGAUGGAUGAUUCCUCUGCUUCUGAGGGCAAUACCUACAAAUCUAUCGCAAUGCAAGACAUAAUACAUAAAAGACAGGAAAAUAAUAGGUUCUAUAUUCAUAAGAAAACUUUCAGUUCUGAAUCAAAUGUGAAAGCUAAUUGCAGAAUUCACACAUUGAAGAAAACAUAUAAAGGCCUCAAAUGUGGGAAGAGUUUCAGUCAGAAGACAAAUCUCACUCAUUAUCAAAGGUCUCUCACACAGGAGAAACCAUAUCAUUGUUUGGUGUGUGGAGAGAGUUUGAGCACUAAGCAAGCUCUCCUUUGUCAUCAAAGAACUCACACAGGUGAGAAACCAUAUCAUUGUUUGGAGUGUGGAAAGAGCUUGAGGAGCAAGCAAAUUCUUAUUUGUCAUCAAAGAACUCACUCAGCUGAGAAACCAUAUCAUUGUUUGGAGUGUGGAAAGAACUUCAGGAGCAGUGUGUAUCUCAAGAGUCAUCAAAGAACUCACACAAGGGAGAAACCAUAUCAUUGUUUGGAGUGUGAAAAGUGCUUUAGUCACAAGAACAAUCUCAAUCGACAUCAAAGAACUCACACAGGGGAGAAACCAUAUCAUUGUUUGGAGUGUGGAAAGAGAUUCAGUCAGAAGCACAGUCUCAAUCAACAUCAAAGAACUCACACAGGUGAGAAACACUAUAAAUGCUUAGAGUGUGGAAAGAGCUUCAGAAGCAGUCAAUAUCUCAAGAACCAUCAAAGAACUCACACAGGGGAGAAACCAUAUCAUUGUUUGGAGUGUGCUAAGAGCUUCAGUCACAAGAGCAGUCUCAAUCAACAUCAAAGAACUCACACAGGGGAGAAACCAUAUAAUUGUUUGGAGUGUGGAAAGAGCUUCACUCGGAAGAACAGUCUCAAUCAACAUCGAAGAACCCACACAGGGGAGAAAACGUAAUUGUUUGGAGUGUGGAAAGAGCUUCAGGUUCAAUCGUUUUCUCAACUACACAGAACCCGCACUGGUUGGAAACUAUAAAUGCUUCAAGUGUGGAAAGACUUUCAUUUGGAGGAGUGAUCUUACUUUUCAUCAGAAAACUCACACAAUGGGCAUGGAUUAACGUGACGUGCAAAAGUGCCCAUUAUUUGAAUUCAUCAAC